Pectinophora gossypiella (pink bollworm) is the source of this 11410-nucleotide messenger RNA. RefSeq names its product intermembrane lipid transfer protein Vps13 (gene Vps13). Lineage: Eukaryota; Metazoa; Arthropoda; Insecta; Lepidoptera; Gelechiidae. The record is from RefSeq and is a predicted model, not a curated record. Gene Ontology annotation, biological process: protein retention in Golgi apparatus; protein targeting to vacuole. The transcript has 61 exons. Gene Ontology annotation, cellular component: extrinsic component of membrane. The coding region runs from base 262 to 10107 and encodes 3281 amino acids.
CUGAUAUUUUGCGCCUUCUUCCGCACCGUACCAUUGCGCUGCGAAUCUAUCAACUUUGAUUGUUAUUUGUGAUUUUCAUUUCGAAAUUGUGCUUAAUGCGUAAUGAUAUAAAUUCCCGUAGUUGUAGAAGUGACUUUUUCAGAGUAAGAUUCGUCUUACCUAUUAAAUUCGAUCAUGUGCGUGUGAUACAAUCUGACCAUGACAUGAAUGGUAUUGAACAAUUUGAAUUUUUCGUAAGAAAAUAAUAGUUCAUCGUUCACGAUGGUGUUCGAAUCUAUUGUGGUGGACGUGCUGAACCGGUUCCUCGGAGACUAUGUGGAGAAUUUGAACAGGUCCCAGUUAAAGCUAGGAAUAUGGGGCGGCGACGUUGUUUUGCAAAACCUAGUACUGAAGCAAAAUGCCCUGGAAGAGCUCAACAUUCCUAUGCAGACAGUUUAUGGUCAUCUAGGGAAACUCACGCUCAAAAUUCCAUGGAAGAAUUUGUAUGGGGCAUCUGUGGAGGCGACGAUAGACCGUUUGUUUCUCAUAGUGAACCCUAAUGCUGAGGUGAAGUAUGACCCUGUGAAGGAAGAGAAGAAUGAGCUGGCCGCCAAGCAGGCUGAACUGGCCAGAGUUGAAGAAGCCAAGAAGAAAGAAGCGGAGAAAGAUGAAAACAAACUCGACGAGACAUUCGUCGAGAAGUUGGUGACGCAGAUCAUCAAGAACGUUCAGCUGACGAUCACAGACAUUCACAUACGAUAUGAGGACAGUAUUACUAACGUAAAAGCGCCAUUCUCCUUUGGAAUUACUCUUCACAAUCUCUCUGUCCACACUACUGACGAGAAUUGGAAGCAGACUGUCAUUCAAGAAGCUGUUACAAAGAUUUUUAAAAUAUUGUCUUUGGAAGGAUUAGCGAUAUAUUGGAACCCGACGACGGAAUUAUAUUCAAGGUCGGAACCAGAGAAGAUCAAAGAAAGGUUGAAAGCUGAAAUAGCUACGAAGAAUUCUCAGCCUGAUUUCUAUAAAUAUGCAUUGGGUCCAAUAAACGCAACUGCGAAACUAAAACUGAACACGAAGCCUGAACUCGAUAUACCAAAGUUUACCAUUCCGAAGGUAAUCUUGAGUUUAGACAUGCAAGAGCUAUCUAUCAGUCUCACCAGGGCACAAUACCAGGACAUGAUGCUUCUAGCAGAUUCCAUGGACAGAAUGAACAAAGGCGCACCUUACAGGAAGUACCGUCCAGAUGUAAGAACAUAUAGAGGCCACUACAAGGCAUGGUGGAAGUUCGCGUAUAAGUGUGUUCUAGAAGAGGAAGUUCUACGUAAGCGUAGAAAUUGGGAUUGGAACCAUAUGCUGCAACAUCGUAUGUUGUGCAAGGACUAUGCGUCUGCGUACCAGAAUAAAUUGAUUAACCGGGGCAAAGUGAGCACCGAGCAACAAAGUACGCUAGACGAGGCUGAAAAGAAACUAGAUCUCCUGAAUUUAGUCGUCAUCAGGCAAAGGAUAGAAAUGGAAGUGGAAAGACUUGGCAGAUUAGAAGAAGAGGCGCGAAAGACCCGCGGUUGGUUCAGCAGUUGGUGGUCUGGGGGCACCUCCAAAGAUGAACAGAUUAGCGCAGAAACUGAUAUAUUGAAACAGUUCCAAAACGCAAUGACCUCGGACGAAAAGGAGAAGUUGUUCCGUGCGAUUGACUAUCAAGAGAACACCAGUCCUUUACACUUACCGACGGAGUAUGUUGCGGUGGAGGGCGAAUUCUUCCUGGAGCGUCUGAAACUGACGGUGGUUGGUGACACGAUGCCCGUUCUGACUGCCAGCGUUGACGCCGUGUCUCUGCACACUUCGCAACGGCCUAGCGCUAAUGCUAUCAGAGUGGAUGUUGAUAUGCACACAUUUACCGUCUCCGGAGUCCAGCAGGGCGACUUUUUGCCGCUUUUGGUUGUCUCCAAAGAGGUGACGCAGGACGUCAACUUGUUAAAUGUCCUUUUCGAGACGAAUCCUAUUGAUGAGUCAUGUAACCAAAGAGUAAAAGUGUUGGCUCGACCUCUACAAAUAGUAUACGACGCACAAACUGUUAUAGAAAUCGUAGAAGUUUUUAAACCUCCAACGGACUCCUCCGCUUUGACAACUUUACAAACUGCGGCAGAGAACAAGCUGUCGGACCUGAAAGAGAAGUCCGCGCUGGGCAUGCAAUACGCCGUACACCAACACACGUUCAUUGACCUGGACAUCGACAUCGCCGCCUCCUACAUCGUAAUACCGCAGACCGGCAAAUACAAAGGCGAUGAGCAGUGCGUGGUGUUGAAACUCGGUGCCAUAUCGGUGAAGUCAGCGCCGCGACAGCACAAACUGGACGUGGCCAAGAUGUACCGCGAGGGUGCCGACGACAUCCGCGUGCUGCGCGAAAUCACCAAGCACAGCUACGACAAGAUCACUCUGGGGCUCACCGAGAUGCAGAUCGUAGUGGCGAAAAAGGGUGAAGAUUGGAUGUCUGCGAUAGUGUCGAAUGAAGCCACGUCGUUGCAUCUGCUGCAGCCCACGAACCUAGUCAUACAGAUACACAAGUGUCUGAUCAGCGACGACCCUCGCUUGCCCAAGACCAAAGUUAUGGGCGAACUGGAGAAAAUUGCUAUCAGCGUUUCACAGGACAGGUUACUGACGUUAUGUGAGAUAUUGGUUAGUAUGCCACUGCCGCAUUCUGAAGAAUCUACUCAACUAAAGUCGAGUGAAUCAAAGUCAUCAAGUCUGUCGCUGCUCAAGUACUUAGACCCCGCGGAGAAGCAGAAGCGGGACUCUGCGCGCUCUCAGAACAAGAUAGAGGAACCCACCGUGCAGCUUACUGAAGUUGAGGCCUUCUUUAUCAUGAAAGAACUAGUACUUUGCGUGAAUCGCAAGACGUUCGACGCUGAGCGCGGUUACGACAAAUUCCUCGUGUUCUCAUUGAACUCUCUGGAGCUGACUGUGACGCAGAAGACAUUUAACCUCGAAGCUAUGGUGCGGCUGGGGUCAAUUAACCUGUCGCACCACAGGGUCGGCCAUCAGAUGCUCGAUAUGAUCGAGACUCCUGAAGAGAGGACCGGCGAUAACACCGACAACGUCAGCACGCAGUACUUGUUUACUAUUACGUAUUGUAAUGUAGACAAAAAGUGCCCGGAGUUUAGAAGCGUGUACGGCUCAGUGGAACAGCUGAUCGAGUUGGACUUCACUACAUUGAAGGUUCUAUUUCAUCUCGAGAGUCUACAGGAGAUCUUAGUGGUCAUAAACGAGUACCAGACUCGGCUGCAGGCGAUACAGAACUCUGUAGAUAGAAUUGCGAAUGCUGGACCGCUAGAAACUAUUAUGGAGGAAGAAGAGUUCUUAGUUUCCAAGUCUAAAGUGAACGUCGCAAAACCAUCUGGCAAAAAGUUGGUGGAGAGCAUUCAAAUGAAGAUGAUUGCGUUAAUUCGCAAAGUCGAGAUAGAGUUCGCGACGGACCGGCGUUCAUUGUCGAUUAUCGAGCUGCAGGGCGCAGGGGCGGGAAUGGUUAUCAAGGCUUCGUACACUAAGGUCGACUGCUCCAUAUCCUCGAUAAGCGUGAAGGAUCCCAACCCUGGUUCAAUACAUAAGGAGAUCCUCAAAGUCCUCGGAGGUGACGUCAUCAACGUGGAAAUAGUGAUGUAUAACCUGGAGCAGUACCCGACUGCCGGCGACGUGGACAUGUCCAUUGACGCGCAGCUCAACCAGCUACGGAUCAUAUUCCUCAACUGGUUCGUCUCAUCUAUGCUGGAAUUCCUGAACAACUUCCAAACGGCGCAACAAGCGAUCAUCGACGCGUCAUCUCAAGCGGCGGAUGCGGCGCGCGCCACAGCUCAGACCGCCUACCAAAAUUCCACUAAAGUGGCGUUGAAAGUGCGCCUAGCCGCGCCCAUUAUUAUAGUACCAGAGAAUUCGCAGAGCAUGACCGCCAUCAUCGUAGACCUCGGCAAGAUGACCAUGAAUAACGGUUUUGUUGAUGUCACUGACGCUCCGGAAAGCAAGAAGGUGACGAUCGACGAAUUGACGCUAGAGUUGGAACAAAUGAAGGUGUCAUGCGCGCAUUUGGACCAGGGGUAUUCAGAGUUGCACCAGGAGCGCAAGUUACUUCGGCCGACGUGCAUCAAAUUAUUCGUACGACGAAGUCUAUCUUCGUGGUACCGCGCUAUACCUGACCUCGAUAUCUCUGGACGAAUGGAUACUAUCGCAAUAACGAUUGGCCACAGUGACUACAAGAGCAUCAUGAAGAUUUUGAAUCAGAAUCUUCAAGAAGGGCAGAAGAAAGUGAAGUCUCAGAACAUUCCCAAGUCUUCUUCGAAGGCGGCUGUCAAGAGUCAAACAAGCAGAGUUCAGACUAAAUCCACUGUGGUAUUGGAGUCAGGGUCUCUUGGCACGCCGUCCGAUGAACAGACAGCACAACUACGAACCACUAUGAAGUUCUCAUUCACUAUGGACAGCUUCGUCAUUGAUUUAUUGAGUACUACUACUUCGAAAGGCAACGAGUACCCUACAGACGUAGAGCUGGCGCGGUUCAGUCUGACGCUGCUGUCGGUAAAGGGCAGCAUGUACUCGGACAACUCCAUGCACACCUCACUGUUGCUCGUCGACUGCACUAUGGACGACAUGCGGCCCAACAGAGGUGCUAAGAUCACUCGGUAUCUGGAGAGGCGGCGUGAGAAAUCAGCUCCAGGGUUUCAUGGCAAGAAAACCAUCAUGGAGGCGCAAGACAAGAUCCGCAGCAUGAUCGAUAUCACGUACACCAUGAAGAACGAUGAUACCUUUAUCGACAUGAGGAUAUUCAGUUUCAACCUGAUCCUGGCGAUGGACUUUCUGAACAAGAUAGCAGAGUUCAUGACGACGGGGCUUGCGCAGGAGCACGCCCCGCCUCCCGUCAAAGAGCUAAAGCCCUCCUCCGAGAAAUCUCUCGCCAUGAUGUCUAAAAAGAAGCUGACGUCAGAUUCGUCGGGAGAGAUGGUUCCUAAACAGUCAAUGAUGACCGUCAACGUCAAGAUCGAGCAGCCAGACAUAAUACUCGUCGAGUCGCUCGAGCAGAAGAAGUGCGACGCCCUAGUUCUUAACAUGGAAGCACACUUCAAGCUGCGUCAAACGUCUGAGCGCAUGGUGGCAGACGGCGGUAUCUCCGGUCUUCAGAUGGUGGUAUGCACGCUAGGCGGCGAGGAACGCGACGGGCCGCCGCGGUACCUGCUGGCGCCGGCGUAUCUGUCUCUGGCCGUGGCGCAGCCGCCGGACUCUGGCAUGCAUGUCGAUAUAGCUGUCUCGGAUAUCAAGAUCACUGUCUCGCCUGAUAUUAUAUCUCUGUUGAACCGCGUCAUGGCGACGGUAACCAGCACUGAAGAAAGCACAACGACUCUGGAAAGCAAGGCCAUAUUCUACGACAAGUUGUGGGCCAUUGAGGAGUUCAAACCCAACGCCUAUUGGUUUUUGAACACUGACGAGGCUGAAGAAGCAUUAGAUAUGUCACAGGAAGACUUGACGUUAUCGAAGGCACCGGAGGGAGAGAUCUGUCUGCUGUCGAGUCCGUCCAUUGUGCUUUCGUUUGAAAUGGAAAUCGGUAAUGAGACCAUUCCCGUGCUAGUCAUGCAGGCCUCGCUCACUGGGCAAUUGAAGGACUGGAGCUCCGAGUUCCACAUGGAAUCCACGUGGGCGAUGCAGGUGUCGUACUACAACAUCGCGCGCGCAGUGUGGGAGCCGCUCGUGGAGCCUGUGGAGCGCAUGCGCGACUACCAGUAUCGACACGAACCCUGGGAGCUCAAGAUUGAGAUGAUAAUGCGUCCUCAUGAAUCUCAAUUAGCGAUCGACAUGACAGACGAGUCGGCCAACAACCAGGCGGUGGCGCAACGGCUGCCCAACAAGACCAUCAUCGUGUCCAACAGUGAGCCGCUCGAGAUCACCAUCACUAGGACUGGCAUGGAGGUACUCACCCAGUUAGGAAACUCGUUUUCGGCGGCUACGGAAUCUGUGGAUGUGUCGUCAUCAAAGUCCAAAAUGGAGAAACCAAAGAAAACGGCGAGCGCUCCGUACGUGCUUCACAAUAGUACCGGGCUCACUGCGAAACUGUUGCUGGAAGAAAACAACGAUUUCACUGUAUUCUUGACAUCGGAACAGGCCGAUAAAAACUACAGGGAAGUAGUAUUGGAGCCGGGUGCGAGCGUACCUUUGCAACUAAAACAUGGUGGACUGAAUCUGCUCAAACUGAAUGAACCACCGCCGCCACUCAAGCUGCAAGUUAAGAUAAUAGAGCUGGACGAAGAUGUGUUGAUCCCCGUGGAGCGUGCAGACAAGCGGUACUUCCCAAUCGGCCGCAACCACACGUCGUCGACUUUGGAGCGCAACGUGCCCCACGUGGCCGCCACCGAGCCUCGUGGGCUCAUCUCCGAGAUUGUCAUGCAAGAUGCCGCCGUACAGAUAUACUUGCGGAGUGUUGUGCAGGUUCUAAACCAGCUGUCGGUGAACGUGUCAGUAUACUUCAUGACGCUGCGCGGCAACGAGGUGCGGUUGCUGGGCGAUGUGAAGCCGGGUGACGUGCUGCGCCUGCCGCUGCAGGCCGUGCACACGCCCACCGCUGAGAUAUUCUUUUCUGUUGAAGGUUUCACUGUAUCGGUAUCACCUUUUAUAUGGCGUGAACUUCAACAAGAAGUGAAAAUAACUAAAUUGCUACAGUGUGAUUCCAAGGACAAACACAGCGGCGAGAAAUUCUACCUCAAGGCCGUAGGUACGAUGGAGCAAGUAUUCUUCGAGCAUACCAACCGGCAGACAUUCGCCUCAUCUUGCUACGACAUUGUGUUGAAACCCGCGGUAAAGAUGCAGAACUGUCUGCCCGUGCCGAUCAUCGUGUCGCAACUCGGUCUCAACCGCACGCAGCAUUUCCAGCCUGGAGAGAUGUUCCACCUGUCGCAUCUAUCCCCGAAUAGAGCUUCUAUCGUUAUUAUGAUAGAAAACUACCUAGACAAGUGCUGGGUUUGCACGAAGAACUUGCCGGACGAAGAGACCGAGUUAUCGGUGUGGUCUUUCGAGUCACAUGACAGCCCGGCGCUGAUGACCCUCGACCUUGGAAUGCACAGCGUUGAUCAGGAAGGAACCCAGUUACUCUCACUAUAUUGCCCCUUCUGGAUGCUCAACAAGACAGGGUUCACACUCAGUUAUAGGAAAUCAAAGAAACCAGAAAAAGACUCCGGAACACCCAGCAAGAUUAAACAUUCGCGUUGCAGUAAAUGCCGACCAUCGUGUUUUCCAUCUACGAACGUGGACGAGACCGGCAACGUGAUCUUCCACCCGAAGGACUACAAGGAGCCGAUAUUAUUCUCCUUCCGUGCGAAGAACUUCUUCGGUAAAAAGAAGGCUGCGAUCCGACUCGAGUUUGGCGAGUGGUCAGAUAAGUUCUCGCUCGAUGUGCCCGGCAGUUCCGGUGUCGUCACUUGCAAGCUCGAAGGCAGAACUUACCAGGUGGCUGUGACGAAUCAGCUGACGUUCAACAGUUUGACGAAGAUGGUGAUCUUCACGCCGUUCUUCCUGAUCAUCAACGAGGCACCCUUCGACAUCCAGUAUCAGGAGAUGCAUAGAUCAGCGGACCCUUGGCAGACGGUGGAAAAGAAUUCAAGCGCUCCUCUAUGGCCAGUUAUAGAGAAGGAAGAAAAACUGCUGCUAUUACGAGCGGCUUGCUCCUCUGAAAACUGUGCCCCGUUCCUGUACACCGAACAGCACAGUACUUGCUUAAAACUUGAUAAUGUGUACGGCGGUCUGCACGUGGAGGUGGCCCUGAGCGAGGGCGGCACGUACAUCACGGUGCAGCAGUACCGCGACGGACACGCACCCGCGCUGCUCAUCAACUUCUCAGACUUCCCUGUCACCGUCUACGAGAAGGAGAACGUCAACGUUAGAAAUAUACCGCCAAUGCAUAGAAUGCUGUACGCGUGGGACAACCCCGCAGGGCCGCAGAAGUUGAUAUUCGAAGGUUACAAGCGAAAGGAAAUCGAAAACGAACUAAGACAAGACGGAAUUGGCCACUUCAUGAUUAAUGAUAUAAAGAAGCUGUACUGGGUAUCGUUCUUGGACGGUCUUCAGCGCGUUAUCUUGUUCACCGAAGACGCCAUGCUAGCCAGCGGGGCUCACACCGUGGGAGAGGCAGAGUUGGUGGACACCGAGAUCGUACUCUCCAUGCAAGGCCUGGGACUGUCACUCGUGAACGACUUUGAGAUGCAGGAGAUUGUCUACAUCAGUAUAUCCAAUUCUGGAAUAAUUUGGGAGCAGUGCAAAGUGGGCGCGCGGCGGUACAAGAAAAUAGAAGGAGCCAAGUUAAUUCAGUACGAAGAAGCUUAUCAACGUUACAUGACAGAGAAGAUGGUCAGCGACGAUCCUGUCAGUCCUGUUGUCGCCAUUGAUGAGAAAACUGAGGUGGAUUUCGAAGAGAUGCGCGUGUUGAAGCCAUCAGUGCGUCUGCUACGACGCACUCUAGAGCCCGGGCUGUGGGCUUCGUACGGCACCACGGCACACUCAGUACGCCUGCACGCGCGCCUUCACCGACUGCAGAUAGAUCAACAACUACCGCUGCCCACAUUCCCCGUGGUGCUGGCGCCAAUCCCACCGCCGCGAUCCGUCGCACUUGCCCACGAUGAGGAAACAGGAUGUUUGUCGACAGGUAUGAAGCCAUUCAUCGAGGUAUCGAUAGUGGAGCGGACCAUGGAGCACAGUAAAGUGAGACAGUAUAAGUACUACAAGGUCCUUAUACAGGAAUUCCAUGUGAAGGUCGAUAUGGGUCUUAUCAACGCACUAAUGGACAUGUUCCCUCAAAGACAACUUACGGAGGAAGAAGCGCUGGAAGCCUUCCAACUUGACCUGACUAAAGCGAAUCAACCGCUGGAGGCAUUGGCUGCUAUCGAAGUAGCGAGUGACCAGAAAAACUUCUACGAUAACCUACAUUUGUCUCCACUUAAGGUGCACGUGUCGUUCUCCCUGGGCGGAGCGACUCAGUUGCCGACAUUUGUGGGCACGCUCCUACAGAGCAUCGGGGUUACGCUCACCGAUAUGAACGACGUCGUCUUCAAGUUAUCGUACUAUGAAAGGAACUACGAGUUCUUAUCGCAGAAGGAGCUGAUAAGCCAAGUACAGAACCACUACGUGGGGCAAGGUCUGAAGCAGCUGUAUGUGUUGGUGCUCGGUCUGGAUGUGAUCGGAAACCCUUACGGACUCGUCAUCGGGCUGAAAAAGGGCGUUGAAGAUCUCUUCUACGAGCCCUUCCAGGGCGCGAUCCAAGGACCAGGCGAGUUCGCAGAGGGAUUGUUUCUGGGCGUGCGGUCACUGGUAGGGCACACGGUGGGCGGCGCGGCUGGCGCCGUCAGCCGCAUCACCGGUGCCAUGGGACACGGGUUGGCCGCGCUCUCGCUCGACAAGGAUUAUCAGCGUCGUCGGCGUGACAAUAUGAACAAACCGCCCGCCAACUUGCAAGAAGGACUCGCCAGAAGCGGCAAAGGGCUCGUAAUGGGUGUAUUCGACGGAGUGACGGGCGUGUUCACGAAGCCGAUAGAGGGCGCGCGCGAAGAGGGCGUGGAAGGAUUCUUCAAGGGUCUGGGCAAGGGGGCUGUGGGGCUCGUAGCUAGACCCACCGCCGGCGUCGUCGACUUCGCCGCUGGCUCACUCGAUGCUGUUAAACGGGCUGCGGACCUUUCUGAGGAAGUGACCAAGACGCGACCUGCGCGCUACCUGCCCGUGGACUCCGGCGUCAGGCCGUACUCCCGCGUCAAGGCUGAGGGUUUCAAGAUGCUCUUCGAACUUGAAAAGGGCAAAUACGUGACGACUGAUUCGUACGAAGCUCACGUGUGGGUGAUCCCUAAGAAGGAAGUGGUGCUGUGCACGGACAAGAGAAUAUUCUACCUCGAGAAGAACCAAGUCUUCGGCGGCUGGCAGAUCCUCUGGUCUUACCUGUGGCGCGAGAUUCCGGAGACGCCGACGGCGGUCAACAAGGGUGUGUACAUCCCCACGGCCAAGAAGAAGGUGCUUGGUAUGUUCCCGACCUCAGGCUCAGGCAAGGUCAUCUUUCUCUACGACGACCAGCAGAAGAAGUACCUCCUGGCCCAGUGCGAGCGACUCAUGCGGGAACGUUGACUAGAGGCCGUAGAAAGGAUCUCCCCCACCGAAUGGGUGGCCGAAUUCUUUCUACUUAUAUUCAAUUAUCGCACUAUGCUGCUUACUUUCGCAUACUACUGCAACCUGCACCACGUCAGUCCUAAAGGCUUUCGCUAAUCUCCAACUACUCUAAGUGAACGUUUAUUUUGUUGAGUGUAUAAGUCUGAACCUAGGAAGCUUUGGAAAGUAUGAUUGUAUAUUUUGAAACUUUUUCUACGUGUGCUGUGUAUUGGAAAUACAUUUGGUAUAUAUUUUGAGUACAUUAAACGGAAUUGAAUGCAAUGUAAAAUCUUUGUAUAAUGAGUAUGUGCAUAUAUGUGAAGUAAAUAAUUAUCCCACCAAUGAACUUCAAAGCAGUGGAAAGAUUAUAGAAAUAUAUUAUGUAGAUUUACCUUUCGCGAACCAUUGUUAUAAUAUUAAGAGAUGUACACAUCACACAUCCCCAUGUUUAUAGAUUCCAGUUCGUCUCCUAGCUCGCUUUGAGAUAAUAUAGAGCUUUCUGUCUUAUACAGUCGAAGCAUUUAUAAGAUUAACUUUUUGUAGGUUUGUUACAUUUUUACAUAGUCUACAUUUUUAGUCUUCCGUUUCGCAUUUUUAUAUACAAAUACAGCAUCAAAUUUGUAAUACAUUUUUGUAAGUUUCAUUGAAAGGUAUGUUGAUAUUUGCAUGUUAAAUUAAUACAAAGAUAAAAUAAUUAUCGGAAUGUUAUAAAAUUACAAGUUUAUUUAAUACUCAAGUUCGAAUAAGUAGGCUACGAUGUGUUGGUUGAUUUACUGUUGAAGUUUAUCGGAUUAUGACGUUUGUUUUUUGUUAUUUCAUGUUCUUAUUUAUAUUUCUCGAGGCCUAAGAGUACAAAGUAUAUCAAGUUGAAUACAAGCCAGUUGUGUUCAGUGUCAGAGCCUGUAGUAUUCUCGGGGCGUUCAUACCAGUGCCUUAUCAGUGUAUAGAAAAUAGAACAUCCUCAUUUUUUUCAUCUUCGUUUACUUUGUAAACGGUUUCAAGAAGCUCCGUUAUGUUUAUAUUUUAAAACCUAUAUAUAGGUUGAUUUAAGCACAUAAUAAACUUGUACUUGCUACAUGCCAGUAUAUUACAUUAGUCUGAUGUAAAAAUUGUGAUUUUGUAAUUAUUUUUUUGUUAACGCAUUUAUGUCGUUAUGUAAAAUUAGAUCUACAGAUAAUGUUUUGCUUAUUGCACAAUUUAUUACUAAUUUCGACAUAUUUUUUUAGCCUUCUUCAAGCUUGUGUAUUAUCAUUUUUAAGAAAUUAAAAUGUAUUACCUAUAA